Triplophysa dalaica is the source of this 2363-nucleotide messenger RNA. It is a transcript of the gene foxh1, whose product is annotated as forkhead box H1. The record is from RefSeq and is a predicted model, not a curated record. The transcript is spliced from 4 exons. Gene Ontology annotation, biological process: regulation of DNA-templated transcription. The coding region runs from base 154 to 1539 and encodes 461 amino acids. Lineage: Eukaryota; Metazoa; Chordata; Actinopteri; Cypriniformes; Nemacheilidae. Gene Ontology annotation, molecular function: sequence-specific DNA binding; DNA-binding transcription factor activity.
CAGAGAGAGAGAGACGCGCAUGAGCGCGCGGGUGGAUCAGCGGGAUUGACAUGAAACUGUGAAUUGUUUGCUGCUCAAACAGAGUUGACCUGGAGCCAGCAGUCUGACCAUACCUGCCCCCCCACACCCACUCGCCCACCCAUCUACAUCAGCAUGACAAAGCAUUGGGGGGGUCCGGGCAUGUUGGCACCAGCAGUGUUCACUGUAGCACGAGCGCAUCUCGAGUCUCACCUUGACUGUCGAGAUCCGUCAUCCACACCCGGCUGGCGUUACUCCACCGAGCCCACCAUCACCUCCUCAUCAUCAUCUGUGGAUAAAGUGAUGGCGCAGGACUCGUGUAAACACACUUCGUGGGAACUUCAGGAUGGACACGUGAACGGAGGAAAGAAGAAGAACUAUCAGCGUUACCCCAAACCUCCGUAUUCAUACCUGGCGAUGAUCGCCAUGGUCAUCCAGAACUCUCCCGAGAAGAAACUCACACUAGCAGAGAUUCUGAAGGAGAUCAGUGCACUGUUUCCUUUCUUCAAGGGAAAUUAUAAAGGCUGGAGAGACUCUGUGCGACACAAUCUCUCCUCAUACGACUGCUUUGUUAAGGUGCUAAAGGAUCCCGGUAAACCGCAGGGUAAAGGCAACUUCUGGUCUGUAGAAGUGAGCAGAGUUCCCUUGGAGCUGCUGAAAAGACAAAAUACAGCCGUUUCCCGUCAGGACGAAACCAUCUUUGCUCAGGAUCUGGCUCCGUAUAUCUUUCAAGGUUACUCUCAGGGAAACAAGGCCAUGCAGGCGUCUGCUAACCUUCAUCUGGUCUCCGCUUCCUCCCGCCACAGCCCUUCUCCAUCGGAGGACCCCUGCCGUCCCAAACUGGAGUCAAAGUUUGCCAUCGAUUCUCUCCUGCAUAGCCUCCAGCCGGCCGCUUCUGCUGGGAACGGACAGAGAGAGAGGGACAGUUGGAGGGCUGAGCCCCCCCCGCACACCCGUUCGGCCUCCCCUCCACGCCCGUCCAACACCUUCUACAACUGCAGUUCAUCAGCCAGCUCAGCCAGUCCCACCUCCGAUCUGUCAGAUGAGGAUUGGAGAGGGGCUGUGCGGGUCUGGAAGAGAUCCAGUGACCGAGAAUCCACGUCGAACGGAUACACAGACUCUUUACCCCCGUCCAACAAAAACGCCAAACGAGGCUCCACCCCUCCUUGGGAGCUUCCCACGUCUUACGCCAAAUACACGCCCCCUAACACGGUGGCCCCGCCGAGCAUGCGCUUCAAUGGCAACCCGUUCGUGCCUCUGGGCGGCCUUCCGUUUUACAGUUACGGAGGUGCCAAUCACCUGAUCACGGCGAUGGGUCAUGCGUACUGGCCCAUCCUACCGAGCGGCCCGGUUUCCAUACAAGCGCCGCCCCUCCUCAUGGACUUGGACAGCAUGCUGCAAUCUGUUCCGCCCAAUAAGAGCGUGUUCGAUGCCCUAAGUCCCACCAGUCAGACUGCUCAUGCCCCUCCCACCCAGUAUGCCCUUCAGAACGGACCUUCGCUUUGUAAAUACUCGCUGUGAUGAAUGAAAUGAGUGGAUUCAGCGACUCCCGCCUCUCUUUACAAAUGUACUGAAAACAUUGUUGUGUUGUUUCUACAUCAGCCUCACAACUGUUUGUUUAUUUUCAUGUUGGAACUCUUGUGUGCUUGUUUUUAUGGAUUGUGUUGCAGUUUGUUUUCAUAUGAAAUUCUCAACAUCUGUCAGUGUUAAUGGAGGUAAUGGUUUUCUUUUUUAAUAUUUGUUUUUCAUUUCUCAUCAUCAAUGUGAGUUUUUUUUUACCCCACUCAACUCGGCUGAAGUCAGAUCAGUCAUGUUAUCAGUCCAGUGUUGUUUUUUCUGGCUUGCGUUCACAUGUCAUGAUUCAGUGUUUUUAUCAGUGGACUCCGUGUCUUUACGCCUUAUCUUAAGGCUCCUCUGUUCUGCAUCACUGGAGAGAUUUCACACAAACUCUCACUGAUAUUAAACUGCUCUUCACAUUUCUCUGAAAUAUCACUUGUGUUUUACUGAAAUGAUGCAGGUCUUGUUACAAGUGUCAAGUCCAGAGGUUGAUAUAAAACAUCAGGUGGUGAUGGGUUUGUUUGAUCGGUGAAUUGUGCUGGUGUUUCUGCGUCUGGUGAACGUCAAGCUGAACCUCCUGCUGUUGUUCUCCUCCCCCGGCCCUAAUACAGAUCCUUCUCUGAUCUCACUUAUUUUUAUCUUCACUACUCUUAAGAAUUUCUGUUAACAUAGUAUAAAUCUGGAUAGUAUUUUUCUGAAGUUACUCUGCUGGGCUUUUUUUCUGAAAAUAUGAGCAGAUACAUCUCUGUAAAAGUUAUUCAGUGAGAUGAAGAGCAUUUCUGUAUUCA